Terrapene triunguis (Three-toed box turtle) is the source of this 2205-nucleotide messenger RNA. It is a transcript of the gene GPR149, whose product is annotated as G protein-coupled receptor 149. The transcript has 4 exons. Gene Ontology annotation, cellular component: membrane; neuron projection. Gene Ontology annotation, biological process: neuropeptide signaling pathway. NCBI's taxonomy places the organism in Eukaryota, Metazoa, Chordata, Testudines, Emydidae. Bases 1 to 2205 code for a protein of 734 amino acids. The record is from RefSeq and is a predicted model, not a curated record. Gene Ontology annotation, molecular function: G protein-coupled receptor activity; neuropeptide binding.
AUGUCGGUAACACCUAGUCAUUUCCCACUGAAUGGGACAAGCCUCUUUACUGAAAAUCAUGGCAUUAUGGAUAUAACCAAUGGACAGAGAACUUUGAAUAUCUUUCUUUUUUGCUUGACGUUUAUAAUUACGCUCACUACCCUGCUGGGCAGCAUUUAUUCACUAGUUUCCUUACUGAAAAUUCAAAACAAAACCACACUUUCAAUGAUUGUGACUUCCUUGUCUGUGGAUGAUUUGAUAAGCGUGGUGCCAGUGACUAUCUUUAUGCUCAUGCAGUGGUCAAGCGAGGCACUCCCCCAGACUCUGUGCACCACAUCAGCGCUGCUUUAUUUAUUUCAGGGCAUUUCUAGCAAUCUGAAAGGUACUCUUAUAGUUUCUUACAACUUCUACACAAUCAACAAAACUGUGAUGUGGAGUCAGCGGACCUCCAAACAGCCAGUGGGCAUGAUAUGGGCCAUUCUCACUAUCUGGAUUGUCAGCUUGCUGGUGUGCAUUUUGCCUCUCUGUGGUUGGGGCACCUAUGUCCCCACCUCUUGGGGUUGCCUCACAGACUGCACCAGUUCCUAUGUCCUGUUUUUAUUCAUUGUCUACUCGCUGUGCUUCUGCCUCCUCACCGUGCUUUCUGUCCCUCUAACUUACCAACUGUUGUGCUCAGAUGAGCAACAGCGUCUUUAUGUCGAUUACCAGGAAAUCACCCGAGGCUAUUUCACCCCUGGGACGCCCCCAGUCUGUAGCACCGCCCUAUCCCUUUCUCCGGAGGACCCUGUGGAUAAAACCCUGAAGCAUUUCCGAAACGCCUGCCCCAGCUCGGAGAUAGUAUUCAGGCAAAGCCCAGCUGAGAGCUGUGGGCUGGACUCCCAUUGCACAAACAGUGUGCAGAGCAGGAGCUUCACUGUGGAGUUUGCUCAGAAACGAUUCUCGCUGAUUCUUGCGUUGACCAAAGUCAUUCUCUGGCUUCCAACAAUGAUACAGAUGGCUGUCCAGCACAUAGUUGGUUUUCAAAGCCUUUCCUUUGAGACAUUCAGUUUUCUGCUGACUUUACUAGCUGCCACGGUCACCCCUGUGUUUGUUUUGUCAGAACGCUGGAUCCACCUGCCCUGUGGCUGCAUCAUUAACUGCAGGAGGAAUGCAUAUGCCAUUUCUUCCGAAGAAAGGAAAACAAAAAGGAGGGGUUUUGAAUUCAACCUAUCAUUCCAACAAGGUUAUGGAAUCUACAAGAUAUCCCAUGAAAACCACCACCAUGAUGACGAUGGUGAUGAUAACUCUAUAUCAUAUCACAACCUGAUGAACUAUGACUGUGAAAACACACAAGAAUCUCAGAAAGAUAGCAACAAAAUCCUUAAAUCUGCCAAAAUUGAGUUCAGCACCAUACCCAUAGAGGAUAGCUCCAUGUUUAAAGAUUUCAACAAGGGCAAAAGUAUGGAGACUAAACAAGAACUUGGCAAGGACAAAAGCAUGGACUGUCUUCUUUCUGACAAACUAGGAGCCUUUAAAAGAGAGGAGGUCAGAAACUUUGACAAAUCAACAUUUUUUGAAGCACAGGAAAGAAGGCUGUCUCAUGAGGAGAGCCGUAAACCAGAACUCUCAGAUUGGGAGUGGUGCAGAAGCAAAUCUGAAAGGACUCCUCGUCAGCGCUCAGGUGGGGCCUUAGCUAUUCCUUUAUGUGCAUUUCAAGGGACUGUAUCUCUCCAUGCACCCACGGGAAAAACACUCUCUUUAUCUACCUACGAGGUAAGCACUGAAGGGCAAAAAAUAACACCCACAUCAAAGAAAAUUGAAGUAUAUCGAUCAAAGAGUGUUGGUCAUGAGCCAAACCCUGAGGAUUCUCCUACUACAUUUGCAGACACAAAUGUUAAAAUUCAUUUAGAAGUUCUUGAAAUUUGCGACAAUGAAGAGGCCAUGGAUACUGUAUCAAUCAUCAGUAAUAUCAGCCAGUCCUCUACCCAGGUCAGAUCCCCGUCCUUGCGUUAUUCACGGAAAGAAAACAGGUUUGUUUCAUGCGAUUUAGGAGAAACUGCUUCCUACUCUCUCUUUAUACCAUCAAACAAUCCUGACAGCGAUAUUAACAUAUCAAUUCCAGACACUGUUGAAGCUCAUAGGCGGAAUAGUAAAAAGCAGCAUAUGGAGAGAGAUGGUUAUCAGGAAGAAAUACAAUUGUUAAAUAAAGCAUACAGAAAAAGGGAAGAAGAUGGCAAAAGCAAUUAA